AUGUCAACAUUCAGAGGAUCCCUAAAUAGCCUUUGCGUUAGGACAAGGUGCUGGAAGUGGCAGAGCGAAAGAAAAGGCUCGAGCGGAAAAUCAUAGCAAGCUACAGUAACUGUCCAUUCAUACGGAGACUUGUAGCAUCUGUUAUCAUAUCAGUCUAAAACAAAACCUGAGCCCUUAAGUCAAUUUGGAACACUCUACUAUCCGAAAGAAUGCAGCUUGGCCAGUCAACCCGGUGGGAGUGACCGAUAAGGAUGGGCCAAAGAAGUAGAGCCCACUGGUGAGGAGUGGUGGAGAGGCCAAACAGAACCAUAGCGACUAAACUACGCCGAGCAACACCAUGCCCCGCCUCCCCUCCUGAACUCUCCUCCGACUCAGUCCCUUCCACUCCCUCUCCCUCACACACAGAUACAGUCGAGCUGCGGGUCACGCUCGCUAUGGCCUCGGCCUACCUGUGGAAGCUGUCGUCCCAGAAGCUGGGCUUCUUCCUGGUGAGCUUUGGCUUCAUCUGGGGCAUGAUGCUGCUCCACUUCACCAUCCAGCAGCGGGCCACGCACGAGAGCAGCACCAUGCUGCGACAGCAGAUCCUGGAGCUCAGCAAGCGCUACAUCAAGGCCCUGGCCGAGGAGAACCAGAGCGUCAUGGACGGGCCCUACGUGGGAACCAUGACGGCCUAUGAUCUGAAGAAGACCCUGGCGGUGCUCCUGGACAAUAUCAUGGUACGGCUGGGCAAGCUGGAGUCCAAGGUGGAGAACAUCUACAACGGCACGGGGGCUAACCUGACCAACGGCACCAGCACGGUCACGCCCAGCGCCUCCAAUGCAGAGAAGGUCAACGUGGCAGAUCUGCUGAACGGCGCUCAGGAGAAAUGUGAGCUUCCCCCCAUGGACGGCUUCCCUCACUGUGAGGGCAAAGUCAAGUGGAUGAAGGACAUGUGGCGGUCAGACUCAUGCUACACCAACUACGGCGUGGACGGCUCCACCUGCUCCUUCUUCAUAUAUCUCAGCGAGGUGGAGAACUGGUGCCCGCGCCUACCGUGGAGAACCAAGACAUUGAAUGAGGAGGCCGACCGGAGGGGCCAGACGGAGAUCCGGACGAGCUUCGAGGAGCUAUAUCGGGUCAUGUCUCGGCGAGAAGAGUUCCGCUGGAUGAUGCUCCGGAUCAAGCGCAUGGAAGACCCCUGGAUCAACGCCAUCCGCGCCCUGGCUGCCAAGCAGAACCUGGCCAAGCGCAAGAGGAAGAAGAUCCUGGUGCACCUGGGCCUGUUGACCAAGGAGUCGGGCUUCAAGAUUGCAGAGAACGCCUUCAGUGGGGGCCCCCUGGGGGAGCUGUUGCAAUGGAGUGACCUCAUCACCACCCUCUACCUGCUGGGCCACGACGUACGCAUCUCCGCCUCCCUAGCCGAGCUCAAAGAGAUCAUGAGGAGAGUGAUGGGGAACAAGUCCAGCUGCCCCACCCAGGGGGACAAGGUGGUGGAGCUCAUCUACAUUGACAUUGUGGGCCUGACCCAGUUCAAGAAGACACUGGGGCCCUCUUGGGUCCACUAUCAGUGUAUGCUGCGGGUUUUGGAUUCCUUCGGCACAGAGCCCGAGUUCAACCACGCCCACUAUGCUCAAUCCAAGGGCCACAAGACCCCCUGGGGCAAGUGGAACCUCAACCCCCAGCAGUUCAACACCAUGUUCCCCCACACGCCAGACAACAGCUUCCUGGGCUUUGUGGUGGAGCAACACCUGAACGCCAGCGACAUCCGCCACAUUGACGAAGUCAAGCGGCAGAACCAGUCGCUGGUCUACGGCAAGGUGGACAACUUCUGGAAGGACAAGAAGACCUACCUUGACAUCAUCCACACCUACACGGAGGUGCACGCCACCGUGCACGGUACCAGCACUGUGCACUUGCCCAGCUACGUGAGAAACUACGGCAUCCUGAGCGGCCGUGACCUGCAGUUCCUCCUCAGGGAGACCAAGCUAUUUGUUGGCCUGUCCUUCCCCUACGAAGGCCCUGCCCCCCUAGAGGCCAUAGCCAAUGGCUGUGCCUUCCUCAACCCCAAGUUCACCCCUCCCAAGAGCAGCAAGAACACAGACUUCUUCAAGGGCAAGCCCACCCUGAGAGAGUUGACCUCCCAGCACCCAUAUGCUGAGGUGUAUAUUGGCCAGCCCCACGUGUGGACGGUGAACAUCGACAACCCUGCGGAGGUGGAGAGAGCCAUCCGCUCAAUCCUCAGUCAGAAGAUCGAGCCCUACCUGCCCUAUGAGUUCACCUGUGAGGGGAUGCUGCAAAGAGUCAACGCCUUCAUUGAGAAUCAGGAUUUCUGCCAUGGCCAGGUGAUGUGGCCUCCCCUCAGUGCUCUGCAGGUGAAGCUGGCUGAGCCGGGGAGCUCCUGUAAGCAGGUGUGUCAGGAGGAGCAGCUCAUCUGCGAGCCCUCCUUCUUCCAGCACCUCAACAAGGACAAGGACCUGGCCCGGUUCGGCAUGGACUGCCAGACAGUGGAGUCGUCGGGCGACACGGUGGUGCCUGCGUACAGCGACGCACGUCACCACUGCGUCUUCCAGUCAGACCUGCUGCUGUUCAGCUGCGCCGGCGCCCACCCCUCCCUCAAACGCGUCUGCCCCUGCCGGGACUACAUGAAGGGCCAGGUGGCGCUGUGCAAAGGCUGCCUAUAGCCACUGUCUGUCUGGGUGUGUGGAGAGGAUCGAACUGGAGUGGAUUGGACCCUGUACCCUUCCAGAGCGCUGCAGGGAAAUGGGGGGUUGGGGACCUCUAGCUCUGACCACUCAGACGGCUUGACUCCUUCCCCCUAGCUCCUCCCACAGCCAGUCCUCUGGAGGGAGGAAGAGCAGCCUGGGAACUAGACAACCAUGAGACAUUUAUAUUAUUUGUGUGUGUUUUUAAUCGCCUGAACUUUGACCUUAAGGUAUUUUGAUCAGCUUGUCAGACAGACACAGAAUCGGCAGAAAACUGGAAAUUCAAACGGUGGACAGAGAGGCCAGUGAGCUAUAUACAUUACUCUGGGAACUAGGAAUGUCAAUGAAACAGUUUUCAGUAAGGCAUGGGGCAGGAGGAAAGGUGGGUACAGAAAGAGACAUUGAGCAUCGGCCUGAAUUACUUGAAUCAAUGGGAGUAGCUGUAUAUUUGAGGCGGAGCGCAUGGCAACAGAGCUCCCUACUGCCCCUAGGCUGUGUGGCAAUAAAGCUUGUAGUCGCAUCGUGGGACCAACGAGCUGGUGUGUCGCCACACUCGGCAUGCUUUCCUUUCUGCCCCCUUUUAUCUUUGAACUAUGUAGGUUUGCACUGGAGACCCAUAAGGGGUCGUCCCAGGCAAUAAGGCUCAAUGUCCACACUAACAUACUACUUAAGAUGAAGCAAUGCACAGGGCAUGUAUUCUGAAUGGUAUGAAAAGUUGCCCAUAGAUCCUGAAAGAUGGUCAGUUUUUCUUUUCCCUUAUUUAUGGUUAAGGUCACGAAUGGGGGAAUGGAAGCUGAAUUUUCCCCUGUACCUAGGGGAAACUUCACCAAAAGAAAUGCUAGUGUGAAGCAAAGCCAGUUUUACACUGUAACUGUACCGCUCCCCAUAGUCGCGUCUAGACAGGGGAGUGGUCAGAUGUAGAUAUGUUGAUUUUUAAAUGUUCCAAAUUGCAAAUCACUUUCAAUCUUGAGGCAUUGUCCCUCAUGGUCAUUCCCAACUACAGCUCACAUGCUCCUCUGUAGCCCUGCAUGGUAGAUUGACCCUCAUGUUCCCAAUGUACAGACUAGAUGCUGAGUUUACAGCUCGCACACAUUCACUGCCACACACGCCUGACUGACCAGUUGGGAUGUGCUGGGGAAAAGAGGUGUGUCCAAAAUAAUUGCCAGUAGCCAAUGAAAAUCAUAAUUUUUAAUUAAUCAAUUUCAAUCAAAUGUUUCAAGAAAUUAUUAUCAGGUCAGAUCAGUCACAUGCAAUAGCUACUUGAUGGGGAGUCUGUGUGACACAGAUUAUAUAGUGUGGUACUGUUCUGUAAACAGAACACCAUCAGAGAUGUAGUGGGAAAGGUUACCCAGACAGAUCAAACAUCAAUCUUGCCUUGACCACAAUAGAUUUAUCUGAAAAAUAUUCUAAAUUAUUGAAGAUAUAUUGAUCAUGAAUAUUUGUAUUCUAGAUAUUUAAGUAUUUAUGUAUACACUAGACCGAAAGAUCACAUACAAACGUCAUUUCUAUGGCGGUACUGUACGUUAUAGCUCUUGACAGAGCAACACACACACCUGCAACUUUAGUUUACUUCAUUUGGAGAUCGUUUAGGAUCCUAAUUUGCCUGCCAAUUUUUUAAGCAUCAAUAAAAGUUUGAAUUAGUAGUCCUUGUUGUGAAUGGAAAUAAUGCACUACUUUAAUCUAGUUACUGAAGUUAAACAAAAUAUUACUAAUACUGUAUAUUCUUCAUAUUUAAAUUUAUUUUGUAUACAGAUCUUUGUUUGCUGAAUUGUUUGUUUUUAUUUAUAGAAAAGUUCUUUUUACAGAGGGUAAUUUUAUUUAUAGAAAAAUAAUAUAACGUGUACAUUCAAGUGGAUGGAUGAGACGGGAGUUGUUUGUCCAAUCUGACUCCCCCCUCCAGCAACAGUGAUGAGAGAAUGACAAAGAUAUCCAAAGGCUUUGGAAACAUGGCGGCAAAAGGCCAUGUAAAAACUUAGAAACUGGUCAAAAGUAGUACACUAUAUAGGGAAUAGGGUGUCAUUCAGACACACCUUGAGACCGUCCUCUUAGACACUGAUGAAAUGGACAGUAGUGACAGACGUCUCUUCUCAUCACUGUACUUUCGGGAUGAUGAUUACAUUGGGACAAAAGCAGCGCACACUUUUUGUUAUUGUAAAUGCCAGCAAGAACCUUGUGACGUUUUUAUUUUCAGGUCUUAAUGCAAACCAUUUGCACAUUUGUAAAUAUAGAUAUGUUGUCUUUUAGAUGGUCACUUGCUUUUUUCCCCGUACUGUCCAGAUCAGUUUUUAUUAAGUUUGUGUAUACGAUCUGCAGCCAAGCUACCGUUAUAAAAAGUACAUGACGUGCCUUUUGAUGGUUAUUACUAGACUCCGCUUAUCGUACCUGCCCAAUACAUCUACCGGACCUAGUGCCAGAGAAAAUUGUUAGAAGGAUAAUGUUUCUUAUAACAUUAACAGUAAUUGUAUGUGUUGGACUAAGUGGUGACGGUUAAAACAAAUGUCUCUUAAUGCUAUUGUGGACAUGUUUACCGAAGGCUUUUAGUGGGGUAAAAUACAGCAUAUGAAAGCAUCUGCUUCUUUGUGGCAGUGGCCUUGUUCUACUUGUAUUAGAGUCAGACUUAUUUAGAGUAUGUUGUCAACUAGGUCUUUCCUUUCAUUGGUUAUUUAUAAAUGAGGGAUCUUGAGAACCAAUAUAAAUAGCCUCUAUAAUUGUCUAUUUUAAAAUUGGUUUGUCCUAAAAUAAUAGCUGAAAGGAAGAUGUGUUAUGGACAUGAGAAGAUUUCCUUAAGUAUCUUUAACCCAACAUCGAAAUGAUUCCGUUGUCAAAUCUGCAUUCAUACAUAUCCAUUAUGACUUCUUUUUUUCAAUCUUAACCUUGUUUUAAGCCAUCAUGGAAAAGCUAAAGCAACGAUUGUUCUGGGACUAAAUUAUGACUACAAAAAAAUAAACAUUCUGUUUUCACAGUUUGACGAAUAAGUGGAAUAUAACUUUAUUUUUCAAUAAACCUUUUUCUGUGACAAA
Molecule: messenger RNA, 5701 nt
Organism: Salvelinus fontinalis (brook trout)
Lineage: Eukaryota; Metazoa; Chordata; Actinopteri; Salmoniformes; Salmonidae
Product: alpha-1,6-mannosylglycoprotein 6-beta-N-acetylglucosaminyltransferase A-like
Exons: 17
Coding region: 435-2660 (741 amino acids)
Biological process (GO): protein N-linked glycosylation
Cellular component (GO): Golgi apparatus
Molecular function (GO): alpha-1,6-mannosylglycoprotein 6-beta-N-acetylglucosaminyltransferase activity
Source: RefSeq, a predicted model, not a curated record